Messenger RNA from Pararge aegeria (speckled wood butterfly), 1084 nucleotides. It is a transcript of the gene Ankrd49, whose product is annotated as ankyrin repeat domain-containing protein 49. Bases 168 to 887 code for a protein of 239 amino acids. NCBI's taxonomy places the organism in Eukaryota, Metazoa, Arthropoda, Insecta, Lepidoptera, Nymphalidae. Gene Ontology annotation, molecular function: protein binding. The transcript has 4 exons. The record is from RefSeq and is a predicted model, not a curated record.
UCAAAGGAUUUGAAUCCAUGGCCGUAAAAUAAAUUAAAAAAAAAAAUCGCGACAAACUCCAUACUAGUAUCGACCAAUCGACUUUUCAGUUUUGAGGCUUUCCAUUUUGCGCAAAAAUAUAGAACAGUAAUUUUAAAUUUUUUGAUUCUUUUGGAUAAUAAUUCAUAAUGUCGGAUUCUGAAGAUGAAGAAUUUAAACUUAAAGAUUUUAAAGAAAUAUCUGACGAAAUUGAACGCUGUAAGUCAAAUCCAGACACUUCAGGGAUGUUCGUAUCUGGUUGGGAUGAUGCAGAUCAAGAUGUGGAUAUUGUAAAAAAUCCAAAAGAGAAUCCUAUUGAUCAUAUUUUGUGGGCAGCUGAAAAUGGGGAGUUGGAAACUUUGAAAGAUCUUGUCAUUAAACAACCAGGACUUAUACAUGCCAGGGAUACAGAUGGCUACACACCCUUACACAGAGCAGCUUACAGCAAUCACAUUAAUGUAAUAUCAUAUUUGCUUAGUGUUGGGGCCAGUAUUAGUGCUAAAACAGAACUUGGAUGGACACCUCUGCACUCUGCAUGUAACUGGAAUAAUUAUGCUUCUGUUGCAAGACUUUUGGCAGCUGGUGCUGAUCCUAUGGCUAUGUCCGAUGGUCAUCAAACUCCAUUGCAUUUGGCUGCCUCAUUAAGUCAUUGUAAAUCUACAUUGCUUAUUUUGCUUCUCAGAGAAGAUCUAGUGGAUACAGCUAGAAAAGCUAAUCAAUCUGAUGUAACUCCUGAACAGCUGGCUCGUACUCAUGGGAUCUAUUCACCUCUGUUUGAUAUGGUUUUACCAUCAGCAUCACAUAUUAGAUCAUUACCAUUUACUUGCAAUCCAUAUGUAAGAGCACAGAAUGAUAGAAUAGUUCUAUAAUAUUUAAAUAAUCCAACCAUUUAUGAAUGUUUUAAAAUGACAGUAAAUAGGUGUUUUAAUGUAAAAAAUAAUACUUGGUUUAAAUUAUUUCAUAAUUAUGUGUUUAGUAAAAAAAGGAAGUGGGUAACUUGUCAAAUAAAACACUUGCUUAUCAGUUUAUCACAUAUAUGAAUUAUAUUAAAAUAAUAAAUAAAGAA